Messenger RNA from Desarmillaria tabescens, 1411 nucleotides. RefSeq lists its product as uncharacterized. NCBI's taxonomy places the organism in Eukaryota, Fungi, Basidiomycota, Agaricomycetes, Agaricales, Physalacriaceae. The transcript has 3 exons. The record is from RefSeq and is a predicted model, not a curated record. The coding region runs from base 142 to 1104 and encodes 320 amino acids.
AAGCAACUUGGACCUUCCUCUUCUCGAUAAUAAGUACACCUUUUACUUUUUGCACCUCCCCCGUUGCUCUUUCUCUAUUACCUUUGCUAUCCCCAUCAUCAUUCAUACAACUUACGCCGUAUAUACUCGCUCUUCGUCGUGAUGCUCGACUCUUCCCCGGUGGCAUUGCCUCCCGUACCUCGUCCAUUGAAGCGGUCGUCGUCAACGGCAUCUCUCCCGACACCCCCGCGUACCCAGCGCAAAAGGCGCACCGCACGCUCCAAGGCGUCUUCUGACGAAAGUGAUGGAGACAACACUGCUGACAGUGGUGAUGAAGUCGCGUGGUUGAACAAGAAGCGGCGUAUCAGCGACAUCCAGGAGGAAGAGGAGGAGGACUUUGACGAUGAAGACGUCUUUUGGGCUGGUGGGAAGAGCACCAAGGCAACAGGAACCUCAGCCAAGGCUCAGAGCGCGUCAGCGACGCGACGGUCAGAGUCACCUGUUGGCUCGCCUGUACCCUUGCUCUUCCGCAAAAGAGAGCGAGCACAGUCGACCUCUUCCCUCGUCUCUCCGCCGCCUUCAUUCAGAAAGACCAAGCCUGCACCAGCAAAGCCUUCCGUUGUUCGGUCGGCGAGUCCCACCACCACGUCGCCACCACGGACCCCAAAAAACAGAGUCCAGCACCCAAUCCGAGAUUCUCCCAACAACCCUUUUCUGGAUACGCCUGGUGGCGUCGAUGAUGCUAGUGACAAUGAGGAUGACGGCUCAUCGUUGGUCGAGCGACCUUACGAAGAAAAGCCUACUGUCACAUUCGUUUAUCGCGGUGUUCGAAAGACCUUCCCCAACCCUUACUAUGAUCCCGUCAAGAAAGGCCCCGUGUCUCCGACUCCCAAUUCUCUGCUUCCGCCAGAACACAUCGAUUUUUCGCCCGACUUGAGGUGCCCUCCCAAAGUCCUAUUCCCUAAAAAGAAACACAGGAAAGGCACCAAAGUCGACACAAGCAAGGCCUCCGCUGUGCUCUCUGACGUGUUUGCAGAUGAUAGCGACAAUGAGGCAUCGCUUCAAGUUCAACCCACCAAACUGUUUGCAGAUGAGUUGAAGGUCACGGAACGAUCUAAGCGGUAAAAUGCAUUUUUGCGUCGAAUUGCAGCAUUGCUUGCGCUGUUGACUCCUUUCUCAAAUUUCUCCUUCAUCUCACACACAGUCUUUUUCUGCCUUCCAAUUUUCUCUGCAUCGCUUUGUCACGUCUCUUUGUCACCUUUCUUAUAUAUGUUCAAAUAUCGUUGUGCGACACCUUUUUAUGAAUAUCUGCGACACCUAUCCCAUCCAUCCUAUCCGUGUCCAAUGCUCUUCCAAUUAUCCAUUUCACAUCCUCUAGAUAGUUUGUUUUCCGAUGUAUCUUGACAAUGGCAUCCUGGAUAUGCAUAGAAUU